Molecule: messenger RNA, 1158 nt
Organism: Bursaphelenchus xylophilus (pine wood nematode)
Lineage: Eukaryota; Metazoa; Nematoda; Chromadorea; Rhabditida; Aphelenchoididae
Source: the annotation of a GenBank genome assembly
AUGUGCAAACUCCGAGCAAUUCGGGGAUCAACUGGUUCAUCACCGUCAUACGGUUUGGCCGAUGCUGCGGAAGCAAUUUCGCUGGCGUUUCAACGAGUCUUCCCUUCCGCUGUCAGGCUAAUGUGCUGGUUCCACAUGAACAAAGCCGCAGAAAAAAAGACGAAACAGUUCAACAAAGCCGUCGCCCAAAACAUCAAGGACAACAUCUUCAUGCUCCACAAUGCCCUAAAUGUCAGUCAAUUCAGAAACGGUAAGAUUUUAACCUUUUUGUUCCAUGUUUAGGUGGCUACAUUAAUAUGCCUUUAAUUGUAGUUGGAUUGCUGAUGUCGCAGUCUUGGUUGGACUCUGGAAUAGACCCCAACUUCGUGGAGUAUUUCAAAACGGAAUGGCUCUACUCGGAAGUCUUUCGGUGGUUUGAAGGUGCCAGCCCUUUUCCAAGCACCAAUAAUGGAGUGGAAUCUCAAAAUAACCAGAUAAAGAGUCAACAUUCGUUCCGAGAAAGACUGAACUUUCAUGAAUUUGUCACCUGGGCUACCGAUAUGAUUAAGCUAGACUGGUCAAAACACCAUCCCGAUCCUUCUCAAAUCGAACAGAAGACUCCACCACACAUCUAUGCCUCAGCGUUUGCCAUGAAGCGCAAUAAUAGGCCAGUUUUCAUCAUCCAGAAUAACGAAAUCUAUGCGAUGCCUUCAUCCGAACACCUUGCUCUUGACGCCAGGACCGUAAAGCAAAUCUACCGGAAGAUCACAGGAGAUAUCUUCGAAAGUUUUGCAGACUAUGCGGAAAACAGAUUUAAAGUAAGUCUUUUGGAUUUGGAAUAAUCCGAAAUAAUUUUAGGUUUUUAUCGUCUCAAAAUCUGGUAUGCGCUUUACAUGCACAUGCCCCGAAGGUACCAAGAAGAACCGAUGUAAGCAUGCAGUCUUCAUCGAAUGCAAGCUCAACUUGGCGCAGUAUCCCCCAGAUGCCAUGGCAAAUCAACUUCAACCAAAGAAGAAGAGAGGCCGUCCACGGAAAGCAAUAACGCAAAGUCAAGCUUCAAGAUCCAGAGUACAACUUCAGUCCCAGUUAUCAGCUUCCUCGCCAAGACGACUUCAACAUGAUGCACCCUCGACAUCCACAGGAUUUGGAUUUUCCGUAUUCUCCGUUGAACCCUCAUGA